UUUUUCUGGUCAAGGUAAAGCUCCCACGGUCGCCCUUCAUUUACAGCUUCAGUUGCUUCCUUGGCUACAUCGACCUGAGCUUGAAUCUGGGUCCUUUACCAACCACCAUGUCAUUGCCAUCAUCCUCCGCUUUGGAGCCAGCUGCGUAUCGUCCCGUGGUGCUUCGCAAGAGACGAGGGACGUUGUUGGCGAAUAGCGACUGUUUGACGUUUCGUGCGGACGACCAUGGUGAAGAAGGACAGGAAAAAGAGCAGCGGUGGAAGUGGCUGGAACUGGACAAGAUGUCAAUGAACAUGGAAGGAUCUGGCAAAGAGCUUCUUCGUUUGACUCGUACUGUGUUUGGUGAAAAGCCAUUGUUGUUUCAUUUCUCGAGUCGAGUCGAGUUGUUGGACGCCAAACGCACAUUGAAAGACUUUUUGAAACAGUCAAGACAACAACAGCUAAGUUCACAAGACGACGCAAUGCAGGACGUGAGUGUGGCAUGGCGCGACGACAGUGCAUCCAACAUGCUGUGGGACGCUGAUCUGCGGUCCUCUUCAACGCACUCUUCAUUGAGAGCGAGCAGUAAUCACACUACUCCAAUGUUGUCGCCGGUUCAGGAAGACGAACGACAACCGCAGUGGCUUCAAGACAUGGUGGCCAGGUCGACAUCACAAAAUGAACAGAUCACUCCAAAGGCUACUACAGAACGAACGUUCACCGUGACCGAAUCGAGUCUACGCCGAAUGGUGCAAGAAAUGAUUGCGCAAGACAUGACCGCCGUUCAUCGAAGAGUCUCCUCCGUAGAAGCUGCCGUUCAGCGACAACCAACUGCACCACUGCAUGCACGAAACCACAAGGGCUUUCUAGCACAACCAGACGAAGAACAAGCACCGCCACCGUUUUGUCGUCAAAAGAGUGAUGGAUCCGGUCACACUGCCGAUACCACCCGCCGCAGUUCGUCCUUGGGAUUGCUCCCCCCGGAAGUCUUUCAGGACGAACCAACGGAAGAAACAGAGGACAUUGCACUCACCGCAUCUACAAAAUAUCGAAUGCAAUACCCACUCGAUCGAAACGUCAGUACUGUGGCAACUCUGGACGAAACCGAGUGGCAUACACCCUACGGAGAAUCUACCUACACCAUUCUCUAUCUCUGUUCCGUCAAUGAUCAAGCCUUUUGGUACGGGAUCUUUAUCUAUGUCCUCCAACUAUCCGUCAUUCUACUGACUCUGGUCGACAUUAUUGACUUUGAGACCACUUCCAAUCCACUCGGGUUGCCGCCCAUGGUAGACUUGACUGUUACCAUUGCACAAGCCAUUACACUCUUUCUCGCCGUCGCCUACCAAUCCGACAUGAUUGAAUCCGUACUCAAAUUACACGACGGAUACUACUUGGAGUUGCGAGAACAACAUCCCGGCGCGACUUAUGGAAAAUGGUUAUUCUCCGCCACGGCGCAAUUCAUCUCCGGGGCACUGCUGUUGGCCACCAUUUACGUCCUUACCAUGCAAGUCGACAGUGUGUUGAGUAUCAUGCUCAAUUUUGCCGCCUUGCAUUUCAUGCAAGACGUCGAUGACCUAGGAUUCUUUAUUGCCAAGUCGGGAUUUGUGACCUGUCAAAUACAAGAACAAGCCGAAGCGGUGGUCGAUAUGAAGGUACCCAAACGAGAAAAUUCUACCGUUCUACGACGAUUACUCUACGGUGUCACACUCAUUGGACUUUGUGGCGGAUAUAUAUGGCACAAGAGUCAGCAACUCGAAGGAGACUACUUGCAGUCCUACGUUUUUGUCCAAUUUGGAGAUGCCUACAAUCCCAAGUUGCCCUAUUACAGUGGACUCUUUCGUUCCGAGGAAGGUCGGACGCCGGGGUAUCGACGCUAUCGCGAUGUCAUUACGCAACAAAUAUUGCUAGGGUAUUGCGUCCAAGAAAAGGCAUGGACGUUUUCCGAAAACACGAGCAACGAUCCCUGUCAUGACUUUUUUGCACGGUCCGAAACAACCAAAACAUACGAUGUCACUUCCGUGGCAUCGAGUCCCUGGAAUGUUCAAGAUCGACACGAACGAUUACAUCCCUUUGAUUCGUUUAGUCUGGUGGGACGCGAUUGCGAUCCCGAUAUUUGUCGUGGGGAAUGCAUCGACAAGGUCUGUGUUUGUCCCUCCAAUUGGUUUGGCAUGGAUUGUGAAUUUGAAGAUGUCUGUCCGUCCAUGGUAUUGAACGGCAUUCUCGAACCGUUUCCCAAAUUGGAUGAUGCCGGAUCGCAGUUCCAACUCUUGCGCAACGAUCAAGGGGAGCUGGUGCGAGCGUACGGCAUGCCCGUGUAUUACUCGUACACACAGUGGCCCGCGACGCUCAUCUUUUUCGGUGGCCGACGAUGGAUCUUGUCGCAGGAAGAAGCAUUUGACAAUACCGACAACGACUUUUUCGAUAAUACCGACAUGGCCACGGAAGAGUUCCAAUGGAUGGCGCUGUGGGACAAGGUCAUGUCCAACGAAACGGCCAAGAUUCUCCAGCAGGAAUCCUUUCAUGGACAUUACAAUGCCUUUUACAAACCACUCUAUCUCAGUGACCCGGUGGAUUUUCAAACUCCCGAAUUUCAGCCAUCCCCCACUGGCUUGGGGUGGUCCCAAGCCAUUAUUGUGGAUGCCGAAAAGAGUUUGUUUGGAAUUGGACAUCCCUUGGAAACGGAAUUGAUUUGCCAAUCCUGUCUCAACAAGUACGGUGGAUACUGCGAUCCACUCGGGACCAAAAAUGGCACGUGUCAUGACGAAAUUGGAGAAUGCCAAUGCAAGCCUGGAUACUCGGGCGCCAGAUGUGAAGUUUUAAUGAAGUGUUAUGAACAAGAGCAUCCUUGUGAUGGUGGUAAGGGAGUCUGCGACGAAGUAUCGGGGGAAUGCCGAUGUCACGCACCUUGGUAUGGCGCCUUUUGCCAAGAGUCAUACAGCUGCGAUGAUACAGCAAGGGGCAAGUGUUUUAACCAAGGCACCUGUCAAGGUCAGCGCUGCGACUGCCCGUAUUCUCCACUGGUCGGCUCUUCGAACUGUGAAUAUCGCGAGGAUUGUACCGUGUUUGGAUGCAACAACGGAGGCGUUUGCAAUCCCGACAGCAAGGCAUGCGACUGUUCUCCUCCGUAUCAUGGUAUUGGCUGCAAUCUUGUCGAUCAGGCACUCAACGGAGGAAUUUGCUUGGUGGAUAGCGAUUGUCAAAACAAUGGUAGUUGCGACACCACAACGGGCCAAUGCGUCUGCAACGAUCCCAACACCCUGGGAGUCCUGUGCGAACUUCAGUACAACUGUAGUCAGAAUGGUUGCAAAAACAAUGGCGUUUGCAACGAGGCGACGGGGGUUUGCGAGUGCCCUACCCCAUUUUCUGGAAAAGACUGCACCGAUGCACCUGAUUGUCAAGUUGAUUCCGAUUGCCUUGGUCACGGAGGUCUGUGUGUAGGUGGUUUGUGUCAUUGCCAUAGCAGUGAGGAGGUCGGUAAACUCUGUGAAGAGUCCUGGGACUGUACGGUUGUGGGCUGCCACAACAACGGCGAGUGCCAAGUGUUCAGUCUUGGCAAUCAAACCGGUUCCUAUACAGAGUGUAUGUGCCCGCCAGGGUACGGUGGUAUGUUCUGCGAAUACGUCUUAGACAUCCAUUAAUGAAAUUAGAAAGAUGUUGCUCCAGCU
Seminavis robusta is the source of this 3644-nucleotide messenger RNA. The record is from the annotation of a GenBank genome assembly. Lineage: Eukaryota; Bacillariophyta; Bacillariophyceae; Naviculales; Naviculaceae.